Molecule: messenger RNA, 227 nt
Organism: Racocetra persica
Lineage: Eukaryota; Fungi; Glomeromycota; Glomeromycetes; Diversisporales; Gigasporaceae
Source: the annotation of a GenBank genome assembly
AGACCCAGUAAUAAAAAAGUUUAUGAAGAUAAUAUUAAGUUUAAGGAACGACAAUCUAAUAAUAAAGAAGUUUAUGAAGAGAAUGUCAAGUUAAAAGAAGAGAUUUAUUUUCUUAAAGAAACAAUUUCUGGAAUAGAAGAGAGGAACAAGAGAAAAAGAGAAACAGAUUCCUGGGUUUCAGAUUACGACCAUGAUUACGAGAUAAAUAAUCGUAUGAAAAUUAAAGA